CCUGUUGCACCUGUCUUCUUUUUGUUCUUAGAUUAAAUACCUUUUGUACCUACAAGUUGUCUCUUGGGGCCUUCUGCACAUUGGGAUCAUCACAACCACCGCUGCAAUGCGACCUCCGCGUAACAGAAUGUUCUGACCAGAUAGUGAUCCCGCAGAAGACUUCAGCGAGGAGGAGAUGAGGUAUUGUGAGAGGAGAAUCUUUGAGGGCAUGGAGUCAGAGGCACGGCUUUACUCUCCGAAAGACUUGUAGAGUAUGAUAAACAGACACUUUUUGGCGGAGCACCUUUCCAGCACGUCGUCGACGCAGACGAAAGCCGAACCCAGUGGCCUCUCCAAACAAACCUCCACAAUGCCAGCCUCAGGCGGCUUGAGCGGUUAUCCAGCGCGGCCAAGGCCCGAGGGAACCAGCCGAAGCCCCACCGCUGCCAAUAUCGGCACUCUGGCAUCCCAAAGCCCAGCCCCCACCAAUACCAGCACCCCGGCUUCCCAAAGUCCGGCCCCCGCCAAUGUCAGCAUCUCGGUUUCCCAAAGCCCACCCUUGGCUUCUGCUCCCGCUAAGGCCGUGAGUCGAACGCGCCCCCGGCAAGCCACAGACACCGUCUUGAAUCCGCUUCCUGAGGGGGGGCUAGUGCUGGGAGAUGUGCAAGAACGGCCGCCAUCUCCAGCGCUCUGCCCAGCCCGUCCGCUGCCUCCAGCGCUCCGGCCGGCGCCUCCAGCUGCUCCAGCGAGUCUGCCACAGCCGCCGCCCGCGUCUCCGAUGGUGCUGCCGCACAAGCGCUUGUCCAGCACUCGCCUUCCCCUUCAUCGUCGGCCGAGAAUCCUCUUCAGCUGCCAAGAAUGUGGCCUUUUCAUGGACGCCCUUAGCGCUAUAAGCAGCAUUGCCCAGGACCCGGGCGUGGACCUUUACGACUGCUGGUGCGCCGCUCAUUCGCCUCCUUGUCAGCCACGAAUGUGGCCGUUUCAUGGGCGCCCGCCUCGCCAGUUGCCAUCUGACUCUUCCCUGCUGGCUGCGAGGACACAUGGCUAG
Messenger RNA from Nerophis lumbriciformis (worm pipefish), 1027 nucleotides. The record is from RefSeq and is a predicted model, not a curated record. NCBI's taxonomy places the organism in Eukaryota, Metazoa, Chordata, Actinopteri, Syngnathiformes, Syngnathidae.